Molecule: messenger RNA, 4759 nt
Organism: Ctenopharyngodon idella (grass carp)
Lineage: Eukaryota; Metazoa; Chordata; Actinopteri; Cypriniformes; Xenocyprididae
Product: NACHT, LRR and PYD domains-containing protein 3-like
Exons: 5
Coding region: 1242-2249 (335 amino acids)
Source: RefSeq, a predicted model, not a curated record
UAUUCUUGCUCACUGUACGCGUCACUUGCUCUUCCAGCAAACUGAUAAUGCUGUGAGAACUAACUGAUCCAGCCCUAAAGCUUCAGUGGAUUACAGCAGUAAAUUUGUGAAUCCAGCGGGAGGAAAAUGCUGUCGUGUUUGAAAACAUGCCGCUGAUUGGGAGCAUUAAAUAGCAAAUGAAGUCAAAGAAAUUCCAGUUCAACACAACAGUUCAGAGGAGGAGAAAAGAAGAUCUACAAAUAUUUUCUGAGCCGUCUCCAAAGGUGUUUCAGAGAAUUUGGCAGUACAUCUAACUGGCCUCACAACCGCAGACCAUGUGUAACCACACCAGCCCAGGAAUUGCACAUCCAGCAUCUUCACCUCCAAGAUCGUCUGAGACCAGCCACCCAGACAGUUGCUGCAACAAUCGGUUUGCAUAACCAAAUAAUUUCUGCACAAACUGUCAGAAACCAUCUCAGGGAAGCUCAUCUGCAUGCUCGUCGUCCUCAUCGGGGUCUCGACUUGACUGCAGUUCGUCGUCGUAACCGACUUGAGUGGGCAAAUGCUCACAUUCAAUGACGUCUGGCACUUUGGAGAGGUGUUCUCUUCACGGAUGAAUCCCGGUUUUCACUGUACAGGGCAGAUGGCAGACAGCGUGUAUGGCGUUGUGUGGGUGAGCUGAUGUCAACGUUGUGGAUUGAGUGGCCCAUGGUGGCGGUGGGGUUAUGGUAUGGGCAGGCGUAUGUUAUGGACAACAAACACAGGUGCAUUUUAUUGAUGGCAUUUUGAAUGCACAGAGAUACCGUGACGAGAUCCUGAGGCCCAUUGUUGUGCCAUUCAUCCAUGACCAUCACCUCAUGUUGCAGCAUGAUGAUGCACGGCCCCAUGUUGCAAGGAUAUGUACACAAUUCCUGGAAGCUGAAAACAUCCCAGUUCUUGCAUGGCCAGCAUACUCACCCGACAUUGAGCAUGUUUGGGAUGCUCUGGAUAGGCGUAUACGACAAUGUGUUCCAGUUCCUGCCAAUACCCAGCAACUUCGCACAGCCAUUGAAGAGGAGUGGACCAACAUUCCACAGGCCACAAUCAACAACCUGAUCAACUCUAUGUGAAGGAGAUGUGUUGCACUGCACUGCACUGCCCGCCCCGCGCCAGUGGACACCUACUGUCAGUUCAACCGGAAGUGCGGAGCGCGAUUAUCUCUUCCUCUUUAAUACUAGUUACAGAAUAAACAUGAAAGAACAUCUAAAGCUCGGUGAAGGGCGAUGGCAUCUGUUAAAGAGCUGCUCAAGAAAUCAAUGUAUGAACUGGAAGGAGAUUAUCUAAAGGAGUUUCAGUGGCAUUUGGAGAAUGGUCAUGAGAGUAUAUCAAAGUCUGACAUGGAGAAUGCAGAUAGGUUAAAAACUGUGGAUAAGAUGGUGGAGUGUUUCGGACCAGAAGAAGCUGUGAAGAUCACUGUGGAGAUCCUGAGGAAGAUAAAUCAGAAUAAUCUGGCUGAGCAUCUAGAGAACAAACACAAGCAAGGCUCAACUGCAGACAACAGACAAGCUACUCUUUACACAGAGACCAGCCACAGACUGAAGAACAAAUUAAAACGGGACUACAAGUGGAUAUUCAUUGGUAAUUCACAGACGGGUCAUAAGAAAAACUUGAACGAUAUUUACACUGAUUUAUAUGUGGUGGAGAAUGAGACUGGAGGAAGAGAAAAUAACCACGAGGUGAUACAGAUCGAUUUUAAUCAAAAACAAUGUGAUGCCAAGGACACACCAAUCCAGUGCAAUAAUAUUUUUAAAGUCCAUGAGCAUCAACAAAACAAAAAGGUACUGACGAUGGGGAUCGCAGGCGUAGGAAAAACUGUCUCUGUCAAUAAAUUCAUCCUUGACUGGGUUGAAGGAAAAGAAAAUCAGGAUAUAGCCUUCAUUUUCCCUCUGCCGUUCCGUCAGCUAAACCUGAUUACAGAGAACUGCAGUCUCAUGGGACUGCUUAACAAAUACUUCUUUAAUGAUCCUAAAGAACUGCCCUCUCUUCCUGAAGGUGAUGGUAAGGUCUUGUUCAUUUUUGAUGGGCUGGAUGAAUGUCGCUUCCCUUUGAGCUUUAAAGAUGGUGACAGAAUUACAGAUGUUCACAAAAUAACAACAGUGAGUAAGAUAAUAACAAACCUUAUCAAGACAGACCUUCUUCCCUCUGCUCUCAUCUGGAUCACAUCCAGACCAGCAGCAGCCAGUCUGAUACCUCGAAAAUUGGUUGUAAAAUGUAGGCUAUUGGCUGUAUGAAUUGAAAUCAAAUGAAAUCGAUACCUGGAAUUCUUCACAGAUAGCAUACGCAGUUCAACCAAUAAAGAUCUUCAUUGCUGGCAAACAAUAGGAUGCUUUUGCAGAUUUGCUUUCAAUUGACUGUAGGUCCACUGCCAGUUCAUCCAAUGCUCCAAGUGAGAAACCGCCACAAACAAUUCAGAGUGUGCAGGGAACUGAACAAAUCAUUCAAACUGAUUCACGAACAAAUUUAGACAGUUUUGCCAACUUUUUUGAUUAAGUCUUGGAACAGAAUCGACUCAAAAGAGUAAUUCAUUUGUGAAUGGGGCAUUGUUCAUGAAAAAAGAGAGUGCGCUUGGAAACUACACAUUUCUUAACAUGUACAGUAUUGCAUUAAAAUAAUGUAACGAGGAACAUCACCCAGCUUAGCUAAGUAAAAGUACAGCUUUUUCAUUAGAAAUGUACUUAAGUUAAAGUACCCACAUUUAAAUCUACUCUUAGAAGUACAAAUUUUCCCCCCAAAAAAUACUCAAGUAAAUGUAACGAAGUAAAUAUACUUUGUUACUACCCACCUCUGCCUAUAAACUGCAAGGUGACCAGAAAGGGGAAACACAUCAAGCGCAAAGCUUCCUUGAUUGGCAGUCAGAAACUGCCAGAUCAGAUUACCAGCUGUUACAACAGCUCCUGAUCAGAAAGUUUUCUGACCCAGAGUCAGAACAAGGACUGAUCACCACCGUGGAACUCAGACAAGGCCGACAGGAAACACCACAGGCCUACUACAUCAGACUUCGACGGACCUACUUCGGAGCACAGAACGAGCCAGGAAUGGAGGUGGAUUUCAACUUCAGAACUCUGUUCCUCUGGAAUCUGCACCCUGCAGUAAGCCACCACUUAGGGGUCCUGGUCUGCCCGUGCAGUAUUUCUACUCAACCUCUGCGGGUCUUAGUCCAUAAGGCCUAUGUCAAGCAAAAAGUUGCUUCGGAAAAGAUGGUAAAACACCCAACCAUCUACCCUGUCUCUGACCAUCAUUCAGAGCUGACUAUAGAGGGUGCACAACAUGCUCCAAGUCCGAACUCUCACCAGGGCAGGACAAUGCGGUUACGUCAGCAGAGAUCUUGGGGAUUCUAAAGGAAUUCCUCCAGGAUACUCAGCCAGGGAGACGAGGGGGACAGCUCAGAUCUCCUAUGAUUAGGCAUGAGACUUGAAGACCUCAACCAGAUCUCUGCUAACCAGCCUUGACCACAGAAACAGCCAUUAUAUCACCAAGCGUCACCAUCACCCAACCACUUCAGCUGACGGCCGCACAUCCAGAGCAAGCCAACACACUUCAUCACACCAUCGAUGACAGAAGGAGCUCAGACAACACAGUGUGCAUGGCAUCCUUCAAAAAUCAUCUCCGUAUCUUCUGUCCUGCUAAAUAAAAAAAUAUAGAAUAAAUUUUUUUUUAAUUUUUUAUUAAAAAUAAAAAUACAGUAAUUAAGGAUAAAUAUAAUAUAGUAAUUAAAAUAUUAAUAAUAAUUUUACUUUACAGUUAAUUUUAUUUUAUGGGGAAAAUGCAGACAGCCUAUAACUGUAAAUAAUUAGAAAGGAACACUUCAGUAGAGAAAAAAAAUAUAUGGAUUAUCAUGUUUACUUCAAUUUUUAAAAAAAAAUAUUUUCACCUAAAACAGGGUGGUGUGAGCAUUAUUGAGCACUAUAAACACAUGUAAUAUAUGUUUCAUUCAUACUGGAAGCCAGAGGGCACUCUCGCGCAGAAAGUGCAAAUAUGCCUCACAGAAGUAAUAUGACUUAGCCUAUUACAUACCAGGAAAUCCAUAAUACAGCUAUUGCUGUAGCUGAAUAAAAAGAAGAUAAAAAAGCUACGACAUUAAAUCUGAAGCAUUUAUUACAGUAUAGAAUACUUCACCAAUUGGGUGCUGCAGCAAAAAUGGCCGCCCACUGUUCUGGGUGUGUGUUCACGGUAUGUGUGUGUGUGGUACUUGAAUGAGUGAAAUGCAGAGCACAAUUCUGAGUAUGGGUCACCAAUGGUGAAAAGUGAAAGUGAUGUGACGUAGCCAAGUAUGGUGACUCACCAUACUUGGCUACACAUCACGUCACAUCACUUUCACUUUUUUUUUCACUUUUUAUAUAUAUGGUGAAGAACUUACCCUUCACAAUCCUGGAUCAAGUCACUCAAUCAGAAACCACAGUCACGCUCUUCUUUGAGGUAAAUUCUUCCUUGAUUAUUCCUUACCACAUCUUAAAAUGGUUAAGUACAAGAAUCAGAUGAAACUUGAUGCAUUUUACCUAGUUGAUGUGGGCGUUGGCUCUGUUUGCAUGGAUCGCCUCAGAUCAUUACUGUAUGAAUGGCGCGUGCUGUCCAUAGGCGUGUUUGCAUUAGCAGUAAUGAGCUCACACAUGAAUGACUGUACAUCUCUCUUUUUUCAUACACAUCACAUAACAGAGAAUAUUUGUUUUGGCUUUGAAUUAGAUCAUUUAAAAGUAGGCCCUUAAUAUAACUGUAUAAAUAAAUUUCUAUUUAUAUAUUGUCA